Messenger RNA from Pyricularia pennisetigena, 1158 nucleotides. RefSeq lists its product as uncharacterized. The record is from RefSeq and is a predicted model, not a curated record. Gene Ontology annotation, cellular component: nucleus. Gene Ontology annotation, molecular function: RNA polymerase II cis-regulatory region sequence-specific DNA binding; DNA-binding transcription factor activity, RNA polymerase II-specific. NCBI's taxonomy places the organism in Eukaryota, Fungi, Ascomycota, Sordariomycetes, Magnaporthales, Pyriculariaceae. Gene Ontology annotation, biological process: regulation of transcription by RNA polymerase II. The coding region runs from base 1 to 1158 and encodes 385 amino acids. The transcript is spliced from 2 exons.
AUGGCAAAAGCGACAUCACCGCCCGAUUCUCCACUCUCAUCCAUGGAUGAAUCCGACGCGUUCAAUGAUGAUGGCCACGACACCCCAGACCCCAUGCCGCCCGCGAAACGACAGAAACUCCAGCUAGACGUAUCAACCGCUUCCUCGGCUGUUGCCGGUCCAGACCCCAACGACCCAGCACUGGAAGGGUUAUCGCCCGUGUCGUCCGACACCUCUGGCGACAUACCCAGUUCUCCGGCACAUCACUCACACCACCCGCACCAUCUACGCCACGGCGAUACCGAUGAUGAUCUCCACGAACAGGUUUCAGUAUGUGCCUGGGGAGACUGUGACGCAGGCGACCUUGGCAACAUGGAUAGGCUGGUCGAGCACAUCCACAGUGACCACAUCGAGGGCAAGCAGAAGAACAAUUACAUCUGCGAGUGGAAGGGCUGCGGCAGGAACCGCCAGUUGCAUGCUAGCGGCUAUGCCUUGAAGGCCCAUAUGAGGAGCCACACUAGAGAGAAGCCUUUCUACUGCUAUCUACCCGAGUGCGAUCGCUCUUUUACCCGUUCGGAUGCCCUAGCGAAGCACAUGCGGACUGUCCACGAAACGGAGGCCUUGCGGCCCUCUGACCCAAUACCAAAGGCAAUGCAAGCUCAAACAGCCGCUAGCACAUCUACCAAGUCCGGCAAGCCGCUCACGAUUGUGAUCAAGACUCCACGGUCACAUGCGGCAGGUGCCAGGGACUCGGUCCUCGACCGCGAUGGCGCAUCCCCUGGCUCUGAAAACAGCCUCCAGUUCACAGAACUCACUUCAGAGCAGGGGUUCUCACCUAAGGAGCUCGCGAUGCCACUCCCUAAGCUUCACAAUCUCCUACGCUGCACGCUCAAGUGGACCGAGGAGGAGCAGCAGGAACUGCAGCGCGAGAUUGAGGCCGCCGAAACAGCGUACAAGAACGCUUGGCUCGAGAAGGAAGUGCUUCUGCACCAGGUCAUCCAAAACGAGAUCAACUGGCACGAGCGCAGACAAGCCGUACUGAGUGGUGUGGCCGACGUGCAGGCAAAGCCCGUGGCUGUGAACGGCACAGCUGCUGCCACCACAGCUGCUGCUGCCGACGAUGCCGAUUCUGUUGGUGGACUAACAGAAGAGGAAAUGGAGACGACCAUGCAAGACUAG